AUGGACAUCAGCGAUGAAGUUAGGGCUGCUCACAGGCGAGAGCUACUGGCCUUCUUGGAAGAUGGCAUAUACUUGGACGAAAUCAGGGCCAUCAUCAACCACAACCGCCGCCGACUCAUCGUGGACAUCUCUCAUCUCCACUCCUACGGCGACGACAUUGGUGCCAGGAUUCUGAGAAAUCCAAGUGAUUAUCUGCAAUCGUUUAACGAUGCGGCCACGGAAAUCGCUAACAGGAUCGACCCAAGGUACCUGAAGCAAGGGGAGCAACUUCUGGUGGGGUUUCAAGGCCCUUUUGUCUCGCGCCGUGUUACGCCUAGAGAUUUGCUCUCCGAGUACAUUGGAUCCAUGGUUUGUGUCCACGGCAUUGUCACCAAAUGUUCUCUUGUGAGGCCAAAAGUUGUUAAAAGUGUUCACUUCUGCCCUACAACUGGAAACUUCACCACUCGUGAAUACCGAGACAUUACAUCCAAUAUGGGUUUGCCUACAGGAUCCGUUUAUCCAACAAGGGAUGAAAAUGGUAACUUAUUGGUGACUGAGUAUGGAUUAUGCAAAUACAAAGAUCAUCAAACUUUAUCAAUGCAAGAAGUUCCUGAGAAUUCCGCGCCUGGUCAGCUUCCGCGAACGGUAGAUGUCAUAGUUGAGGACGACCUGGUUGAUGCAUGCAAACCUGGAGACCGUGUGGCAAUUGUAGGGAUAUACAAAGCUCUUCCUGGUAAAACCAAGGGAAGUGUGAAUGGAGUAUUCAGGACUGUUCUCAUAGCGAACAAUGUUUCACUGCUCAACAAAGAAGCAAAUGCACCAAUUUACAGCCCUGAUGACAUAAGUAACAUAAAAAAGAUAGCAGACAGAGGUGAUACAUUUGACCUGCUUGGUAAUUCACUGGCACCUUCAAUUUAUGGACAUUCAUGGAUAAAGAAAGCAGUGAUAUUAUUAAUGCUUGGUGGGAUGGAAAAGAACUUAACGAAUGGCACUCACCUACGAGGUGACAUUAACAUGAUGAUGGUUGGUGAUCCUUCUGUUGCCAAGUCUCAACUUCUAAGAGCAAUCCUGAAUAUCGCUCCCUUGGCAAUAUCUACUACGGGCCGGGGUUCUUCUGGUGUUGGCUUGACAGCUGCUGUCACUUCAGAUCAAGAGACAGGAGAGAGAAGGCUAGAAGCUGGUGCAAUGGUUCUUGCUGAUCGUGGUGUUGUCUGUAUUGAUGAAUUUGACAAAAUGAAUGAUCAAGAUCGUGUUGCCAUACAUGAAGUUAUGGAGCAGCAGACUGUAACUAUUGCCAAAGCUGGUAUCCAUGCAUCCCUCAAUGCACGAUGCAGUGUGGUGGCUGCUGCAAAUCCCAUAUAUGGUUCUUAUGACCGUUCAUUGACACCAACAAAGAAUAUUGGGCUUCCAGACUCUUUGCUUUCUCGUUUUGAUUUACUGUUUAUUGUAUUGGAUCAAAUGGAUCCUGAUAUUGACCGCCAAGUCUCAGAGCAUGUGUUGCGCAUGCAUCGGUAUCGUUCUGCAACUGGAGGUGAUGCAAUGCUUGACGGGAGCUCCGUAUAUGGAAGAGAAGAAGAAAAUGAAAAUGACACAUCCGUAUUUGUUAAGUAUAACCGUAUGCUACAUGGGAAAAAAACAGAAAGGGGUCGGAAGCGUGAUACCCUCACAAUCAAGUUUCUUAAAAAGUACAUUCAUUAUGCCAAGCAUAGGAUUCAGCCUGAUCUGACUGAUGAGGCAUCUGAACAAAUUGCAACAGCAUAUGCAGAACUCAGAAAUGCCGGCUCAAAUGCAAAGACUGGAGGAACACUUCCAAUUACUGCCAGAACUUUAGAAACUAUCAUUCGUCUCUCAACAGCUCAUGCAAAAUUGAAGUUGAGCAGAAAGGUUUCAAAGUCUGAUGUUGAUGCUGCUCUUCAAGUUUUAAAUUUUGCAAUAUAUCACAAAGAGUUGACUGACAUGGAGGACCGGGAGCAAGAAAGAGAGAGAGAAUUGGAGAGGAAUGGCAGAGCUACCCAUCGUGCAAGUGGAAAUGGUACUGCUAAUGAAGAACAAGCUGACAAUUCCGCAGGUCAGAAUGAUGGGUCUGGCAACGGUACUGCUAAUAAUGAAGGUUCAACUGAUGCCAUGGAAGUCGAUGACCCUCCUGCCGAAUCUGCUAUUGAUAUUUCUCCUGAAAGAAUCAAAGCAUUUAAUGAUUCUGUAAAUCAACUAAUGAAACAAAAGUUACAAAGCAUAUCCAUUGAGGACUUAGAGAACGUCGUCAAUUCCGGAGAAGAUUUCCGUUACUCUAGGGCGGAAAUAACAUUGCUGUUACAGGAACUUCAAGCCAAUAACAUAGUGAUGGAUCACCUACAACAUGUAAGGCAAGGGGGAGCAGAAUUUCACAACACAGCAGAAACGUCACACUUUUGGAGGGGAACAUAUAUCUUUUGUACUUCUGUUGGCCGCGAUGUAUCUGCUUUGCCCGUGCUUCUUGAACUUGAAAUUUAG
Molecule: messenger RNA, 2469 nt
Organism: Prunus armeniaca (apricot)
Lineage: Eukaryota; Viridiplantae; Streptophyta; Magnoliopsida; Rosales; Rosaceae
Source: the annotation of a GenBank genome assembly